Penicillium antarcticum is the source of this 474-nucleotide messenger RNA. Its product is annotated as SRPBCC domain-containing protein. The transcript is spliced from 3 exons. Bases 1 to 474 code for a protein of 157 amino acids. Lineage: Eukaryota; Fungi; Ascomycota; Eurotiomycetes; Eurotiales; Aspergillaceae. The record is from RefSeq and is a predicted model, not a curated record.
AUGAUUGAAGCCCGUGUUGAAAUCGCAGCGUCUCCUUCAAAGGUGCGAGAGAUUUUUCUCGAUUUCUCUAAAUAUUCAAAAUGGCACACCAGUUUUGUCACUUCCAUCGAACCUGUGAAUAAUGCUCAGUCCUCGCAUUCCCGUCAGCCUGGGGAUGAGCUUAACUGUGAUAUCUUCGACACAAAGUUUAAUGCAGUCAUCAAGAGCUACUUGAAUAAAAUACAAACUAACCACAUUGAACAGGAGAACUCAGAAACAUCAUUCCAAUGGCAAGGUCCUCGGAUGUUUGGUAUUGCGGGUCUUCACGGCUUUUAUAUCGAACCAGCCAACAACGGGAUAUCGACAAGUUUCAUGCAAACAGAGACGUUCUCAGGUCCUCUUGGCUUUUUGAUGUCUCCUUACUUGUUCGGCCGCAUGUUGAUUGAGGAAUUCAAAGGGUUUAACCAGGAUCUCAAAGUUCGCGCUGAGACUUGA